AAAAAAUUCUAAGUUUCAAGAUUUUCAACCAUGCAAAGGUCAAAUAAGAGAUUUAGAGAAGACGGAACGUCGAAUACAGACCAAAAUAACCAACAGUUUCCGCACUUUCCUCGGCUUACUGGAGAAGAAGAGUAUUCUGUUAUGGUUUCAGCUUUGAAAAAUGUCAUCAAUGGUAGUAUUCCCAUGGAAAAUACUCAACAAUUUUAUUCAUUUUCACCUUUUCAAUAUUGUACUGCCACUUCUACUGCCACGACUGUUACUGCGUAUUCUUCGCCUUCGAACAGCAUGUCUACAAUUGAACAAGGAAAUGUGGUGUCACCUAUUUUA
Messenger RNA from Nicotiana tabacum (common tobacco), 327 nucleotides. Lineage: Eukaryota; Viridiplantae; Streptophyta; Magnoliopsida; Solanales; Solanaceae. The record is from RefSeq and is a predicted model, not a curated record.